AGCGGCACAGAGCCCGCGGGCAGGGUGUGAGCUGUGGGCACGCCGGCUGAGCAAGCACCGCGUUGGGGGAUUCCUAGGCUGAGUUCUGUUAACGCCAUGAACUCUGGUGCCUAAUGGGCACUCGGGCAUCUGGGAUCCAGACUGGCCCCUUGCCAUCCCGGGAGAGGAGAGAUCCAGCCUGAGCGGGCGGAUGGACGUCACAGCUGGGUGUUGCUCACGGAACGCAGGCAGGAAAAGGCCCUUUCAGGGAUCCAGCAGGGAUGGGCUGGGAAGGGUCCUGGCUGCGUUAGCUGGCUCCCCUCGGCAGUACCCACUGCUGGCAGGGCAGGAGCCGCUGGUUCGUCCUGAGCUCUGUCCCUGUCUGCUCAACAGCCGUAGCUGCCUGGCUGGGCACUGAGCCACGGCGAGUCUCUGGGGAAGCAGUUUCUCUCCUGGCUCAUCUCCAGCUGCAGUUCUCCUGGGGCUUCCUGCCUGUCUCCUGGGUGAGGCAGCUCCAUGCCACACCCUUCCUGGCAUGGUGCGCUGGCAUCAGGAUGCCCAGCUCCAUCCCCCUCCCUCAAUCAGGUCCCCCAUGGGACUCGACUCCACCCCUCUGAGAGGGAAGGGAAGGGGUGUCCCCUCCUGCUCCCCAUGACCCUUCUGGCAGCGUGGGACCCCGCACUCCUCCCUACCCAGGGGUCCCACAGCCCCACGGCAGCGCCUGCCUUCCAGCUCCUGUCGGGUGUGACACAGCAGAGCUGCCCGUGGCCAGAUGCUGCAGCCCCCGCCAGCGACGAAGGGGAAUGUGCUGCUCUCCCCCACAAAGCCGGUAGCGGGACUGGAACCUGCACCUGGCCCUGCCCUGGGUCCCAGCUGAGUGUGGGGCUCCCUGGGCAGCUGGCCUGCUGAGUCCCGGUGUCUGACCCAGGCUGCUUUCCCCACAGGGCAUCCUGGAGAACAUCCAGCGCAACAAGCUCAUCUUCAUCGAGACGCAGGACGGGGCCGAGACCAGCAUGGCGCUGGAAAAGUACCAGGAGGCCUGCGAGAACGGGCGGGGAGCCAUCCUGCUGUCUGUGGCCAGGGGAAAGGUGUCCGAAGGCAUCGACUUUGUGCACCACUACGGGCGAGCUGUGAUCAUGUUCGGCGUACCCUAUGUCUACACCCAGAGCCGCAUCCUCAAGGCACGGCUGGAGUACCUGCGUGAUCAGUUCCACGUUCGGGAGAACGACUUCCUGACGUUCGACGCCAUGCGGCACGCGGCGCAGUGUGUGGGCCGGGUCAUCCGUGGCAAGACAGACUACGGGCUCAUGGUCUUUGCAGACAAGGUGUGUGGGCAGAUGGGGCAGGGCAGUGAGCAGGCUUCACACCGGAGAUGGCACGAGGGGGAGGUGGCACGCUCUGGUGGGCAGUGGCCCCACAGCUCUGGGUUGUCUGGCCAUCUGGGUCUCUUUGGUUGGUAGCGUUUUGCCCGAGCA
This is a messenger RNA of Chrysemys picta bellii (western painted turtle), 1454 nucleotides long. NCBI's taxonomy places the organism in Eukaryota, Metazoa, Chordata, Testudines, Emydidae. The record is from RefSeq and is a predicted model, not a curated record.